This is a messenger RNA of Ictidomys tridecemlineatus (thirteen-lined ground squirrel), 7046 nucleotides long. NCBI's taxonomy places the organism in Eukaryota, Metazoa, Chordata, Mammalia, Rodentia, Sciuridae. The record is from RefSeq and is a predicted model, not a curated record.
GGCUGCGCCCUCCCGCUCCCACCCACUCCACACCCCGCCGAAAGCGGACACUGUCAGCUGAUUCACUCCCCUUUCAGGAGGAGGGAGGGGAAAAAGGUACCUAGCCCCUUUCUGCUUAAAAAAAAAAAAAAAACUAAACUAAAGGGGGACCCCCAGCAGCUUUGCAGCCGCUCCCUCCCCACGCCUGGACCAUGCACCCCUGCAUCUUCCUGCGCGGCCACAGGCGAGCCCUUGAUUUUGGGAACUAGGGCUAAAACUUUUGACUCUCCUUCUCCCUAACAACUGAAUCAUGCCAUGUGCCCGGAGGAGCUGGCUUGCAAACCUGUGCGUGGUGGCCCAGCUCCUUAACUUCGGGGCGCUUUGCUAUGGGAGACAACCUCAGCCGGGCCCGGUGCGCUUCCCAGACCCGAGGCAAGAACAUUUUAUCAAGACCCUGCCAGAAUACCAGGUGGUGGGUCCUGUCCAAGUAGAUGAGAGUGGGCAUUUCCUGUCAUAUAGCUUGCACCUUCCUGUCCCCAGCAGCAGAAGGAAGAGAGACUUGGGUUCCUCAGAGGACUGGGUCUACUACCAAAUUUCACACGAGGAGAAGGACCUGUUCUUCAACCUGACGGUCAAUCAGAGAUUUCUUUCCAAUAGCUACAUCGUGGAGAAGAGAUAUGGGAACCUCUCCCAUGUUAAAAUGUUGGCCUCCUCAGGGCCUCCCUGCCAUCUCAGGGGCACAGUUUUGCAGCAGGGAACCACAGUUGGGACUGCAGCCCUCAGCGCGUGCCAUGGACUGACUGGAUUUUUCCAUCUACCACAUGGAGACUUUUUCAUUGAGCCUGUUAAAAAGCAUCCAGUGGCUGAAGGUGCCCACCCACACAUCGUUUACCGGAGGCAGAGAGUUCAAGAGACAAAGGAGCCAGCCUGCGGAUUAAAGGACAGUCUUGGCACCUUCGAGAAGCAAGAGCUACAGCGAGAAAAGUGGGAGAGGAACAACAUGCCAAGCAGAAGCCUCUCUCGACGCUCCAUCAGCAAAGAGAGAUGGGUGGAGACACUGGUGGUGGCUGACACAAAGAUGAUCGAAUACCAUGGGAGUGAAAACGUGGAGUCCUACAUCCUCACCAUCAUGAACAUGGUCACUGGGUUGUUCCAUAAUCCAAGUAUUGGUAAUGCAGUUCACAUCGUUGUGGUUCGGCUCAUUCUCCUUGAAGAAGAAGAGCAAGGACUGAAAAUAAUCCACCAUGCAGAGAAAACACUGUCUAGCUUCUGCAAGUGGCAGAAGAGCAUCAAUCCCAAGAGUGACCUCAAUCCUGUCCAUCAUGAUGUGGCUGUCCUUAUUACCAGAAAAGACAUCUGUGCUGGUGUCAAUCGCCCCUGUGUGACCUUGGGUCUGUCCCACUUGUCAGGAAUGUGUCAGCCUCACCGCAGUUGUAACAUCAAUGAAGACUCUGGACUCCCUCUGGCCUUCACCAUUGCUCAUGAGCUUGGACACAGCUUUGGCAUCCAGCAUGAUGGGAAAGAAAAUGACUGUGAGCCCGUGGGCAGGCACCCGUACAUCAUGUCCCAUCAGCUCCAGUACGAUCCCACUCCACUGACGUGGUCCAAGUGCAGCAAGGAGUAUAUCACCCGCUUCUUGGACCGAGGCUGGGGGUUCUGUCUUGAUGACAUUCCCCAAAAGAAAGGCUUGAAGUCCAAGGUCAUUGCCCCUGGCGUGAUCUAUGAUGUCCAUCACCAAUGCCAGCUCCAGUAUGGUCCCAAUGCUACCUUCUGCCAGGAAGUUGAAAACGUUUGUCAGACGCUGUGGUGCUCAGUAAAAGGCUUUUGUCGCUCUAAACUGGAUGCUGCUGCAGAUGGGACAAGAUGUGGUGAGAAGAAGUGGUGCAUGGCGGGCAAGUGCAUCACAGUGGGGAAGAAACCAGAGAGCAUCCCUGGAGGCUGGGGCCGCUGGUCACCCUGGUCCCACUGUUCCAGAACCUGUGGGGCUGGAGCCCAGAGUGCAGAAAGGCUCUGCAACAACCCUGAACCAAAGUUUGGAGGAAAAUACUGCACUGGAGAAAGAAAGCGAUAUCGCUUGUGCAACGUCCACCCCUGUCGCCCAGAUGCACCAACAUUUCGGCAGAUGCAAUGCAGUGAAUUUGACACCGUUCCCUACAAGAAUGAAUUCUACCACUGGUUUCCAGUUUUUAAUUCAGCCCGUCCUUGUGAGCUCUACUGCCGACCCAUAGAUGGCCAGUUUUCUGAGAGAAUGCUGGAUGCUGUCAUUGAUGGUACCCCUUGCUUUGAAGGUGGCAACAGCAGAAAUGUCUGUAUUAAUGGCAUAUGUAAGAUGGUUGGCUGUGACUACGAGAUCGAUUCCAAUGCCACGGAGGAUCGCUGUGGUGUUUGUCUGGGAGACGGCUCUGCCUGCCAGACUGUAAGGAAGAUGUUCAAGCAGAAAGAAGGAUCUGGUUAUGUUGACAUCGGGCUCAUUCCCAAAGGAGCGAGGGACAUAAGGGUGAUGGAAAUCAAAGCAGCAGGAAACUUCCUGGCCAUCAGAAGUGAAGACCCAGAAAAAUACUAUCUGAAUGGAGGAUUUAUUAUCCAGUGGAAUGGAAACUAUAAGCUGGCAGGGACGGUCUUUCAGUAUGACCGGAAAGGAGACCUGGAGAAACUGCUGGCCCCUGGCCCCACCAAUGAGUCAGUGUGGAUCCAGCUCCUAUUCCAGGUGACUAACCCAGGCAUCAAGUAUGAGUACACAAUCCGGAAAGAUGGCCUUGACAACGACGUGGAGCAACUGGUGUACUUCUGGCAGUUUGGCCGCUGGACAGAGUGCAGUGUGACAUGCGGGACAGACUCUGCCGGAUCCUUCACUGGCCUCACCACUCCAAGAGAUAUUGUAGAAGGAGGUCUCCCAACGACUGUUGGGUCAUGCACCUUCAACAUUAUUUUCCUGAUUCAUCACAGAAAACCAAGGUGGUGGGCAGGAGAAUGGGAAGCAUGUUCCACAACAUGUGGGCCCUAUGGAGAGAAGAAGCGUACAGUAUUGUGCAUUCAGACCAUGGGCUCUGAUGAGCAAGCUCUCCCAGCUACAGACUGCCAGCAUCUGCUGAAGCCCAAGGCCGUCAUUUCCUGUAACAGAGAUAUCCUGUGUCCAUCGGAUUGGACAGUGGGCAACUGGAGUGAGUGUUCUGUUUCCUGUGGUGGAGGAGUGCGGAUUCGCAGUGUCACGUGUGCCAAGAACCUGGAUGAACCUUGCGACAAGACGAGGAAACCCAACAGCCGAGCCCUGUGUGGCCUCCAGCAGUGUCCGUCUAGCCGGAGAGUUCUGAAACCCAACCAAGGCACCAUUUCCAAUGGGAAAGAUCUACCAACCUCUGAGCAAGACCCCUUAAAGCCCAUCCCCCCACCCACACCCACGCCUACACUGCUUACCACACCCACCGUGCCUGACUCUAUGAGCGCCAGUACUCCAGCAGUCAGUAGCACUCCUCCUGCCACAGCCUCCAAAGAGGGAGACCUGGAUGGGAAACAGUGGCCAAAUACUUCAACCCAAACCAACCUGGACUCCCACGAUCUCAUUUCCACUGGAAGCACUUCCCAGCCCAUCCUCCCUUCCUGGUCUCUGAGUGUCCAGCCCCAUGUUGAAAAUGCUUCUAGUUCAGAUACUGGUCCUACUGCAGAGGGAGGCUUUGUAGCUACCACAAGUAGUUCUGACUUAUCUUCUGGCAAUGCUGUGACUUGGCAAGUAACUCCAUUCUACAGUACCUUGACCAAAGAUCCAGAACCGGAGAUUCACAGUGGCUCAGGGGAUGACAGUGAACAGCCCAAGAACAAAGAUGAAAGUAAUACUGUUAAGUGGAGCAAGGUCGGUGGGCCUAGAAAUGAUGAUCCAAUGGAGAAAAGUACAGAGAUGCCACUUGGACCUCCACCAACACCUCACAUCGGGGAGGAGUCCUUACAGCCUCCCUCUAGCACAGUAAUAGAAGGACCACUACCUAGUCAAAGACCCAGUAUCCUGAAAAACGGGACACUCAGAGAAGAAGGGAUGGUCACUGAAAAAUCAAGUAACACUCCACUCCCUCAAGGGAUACUCUCAGAAAAGUCUGUAAAAAAUCACCACCUGGAACUUCCAAGCAACGCAAAUGUAACGCAAGAUUCUGAACCAGUCCUGACGGAGGAAGACGCGUCUAGCCUGAUUGCUGAGGGGUUUUUGCUGAAUGCCUCCAAUUAUAAGCAGCUCAUGAGGGACCACACUCCUGCAUACUGGGUUGUUGGAAACUGGAGUGAGUGUUCCACCACCUGUGGGUUGGGGGCUUACUGGAGAAGUGUGGAGUGCAGCACCCAGAUAGACGCUGACUGUGCGGCCAUCCAGAGGCCUGACCCUGCAAAGAAAUGCCACCUUCGCCCAUGUGCCGGAUGGAAAGUGGGAAACUGGAGCAAGUGUUCCCGAAACUGCAGUGGAGGCUUCAAGAUCAGGGAGAUUCAGUGCGUGGACAGCUGGGACCAUCACCGGAGCCUGAGACCCUUUCACUGCCAGUUCCUGGCUGGCAUUCCUCCCCCUCAGAGCAUGAGCUGUAAUCUGGAGCCCUGUGAGGAGUGGCAUGUGGAACCCUGGAGUCAGUGUUCCAGGUCCUGUGGAGGCGGAAUUCAGGAGAGACGUGUGUUCUGUCCAGGAGGCCUCUGUGACUGGACAAAAAGGCCCCCAUCAACUGUGCCCUGCAACAGGCACCCAUGCUGUCACUGGACCACUGGGAACUGGGAUCUGUGCACAGCUUCCUGUGGAGGUGGCUUUAAGAAGAGAACUGUCCUUUGUGUCCCAUCAGAAAACAAUACAGCUGAAGGCCAAGAUGGUUGCCUAUGUGAUCAUGAACCCAGACCCCCAGAAUUUCAAAAAUGCAACCAACAAGCCUGUGCUGAUUUACUUUGCACCAAUGACAGGCUGUCAGCCAGUUUCUGCCAGACACUGAAGGUCAUGAAGAAAUGUUCUGUGCCCACCAUCAGGGCUCAGUGCUGCGUCUCAUGCCCCCAGGCACACGUCCACACCCAGAGACAAAGAAGGCAACAGUCACUCAAAAAGCCCUUCUAAGUCCAGAAGGAAGCCACCCUCCACCCUAGACUGCAGCAACCUGCUGACCGGGACAUAUUUGGGUCCUGGGGGCCACGUCAUUGAGGUUUUGCUUUACACAUUUCAGGUUCAACUUUGGGUCAUAACAAAACAAAACAACUGCGUUCUUCUAGCCACAGAAUGUCCCUCACAGGAAGCCUGGGACUUUCACCCUUGGUGCUCCCUGAUAGGAAGGUAAAAUAUCUAGGAGAACCCCACAUCACCUGGGAUCAGCUCCUACAAAAGGUGAAAGAUUAGGCAGGUGUGUGAAAUGAUGAGUUUUUUUCCCCCCCUUAAAGAUGAAAACAUACCAGGUUUUUCCCAGUCUACCUCAAAAGUGUCAGAAAAAAAGAGCCAUAAUUACCCAGGGAACAAAUCAUCUUUUAAAUUCACCUUGAAGAAUACAUUCUCUCCCCCCACCUGCCUGGGGCAGCUGCUGUUUAAAAGGUCAUGGGGAGCUUUUAGGAACAUUCCUUUCAUGCAUCCGUCCAGGAGAGAACAGCUUUCUUUGCCCAGUGUUCCUGAGGACAGGAGGAGAGUGUGCUGACCGCAUCCCUCAAUCUACCCCUCAAUCCCUGUAGGACUCCAUAGCUGGACUGUUUAGUGUCCUGUGCCAGCCCUAAGACCCUAGACUACGAGGACACAGAUAUCAGCUUCAGCCUAAGGAGUUUAGGCUGGUUACACAGAACACAUUCCCAACUUGAGGACAAUUUCUAUGCAAAAAUCUUGAACUGAUGUCCAUCUUUCUAGCAAAAGACAGGAAAUGUGAGCCCUUUAUUCCUCCCACUCUCCUGGCAUGUACCCAUUCCUUCAUAGAACAGCAAGUGAGGUUCCCUGCCUCAUUUGUUCUUCCUGGUGCCUGCCUGUGUCACAAGCUCAGGUCCCAAUAUUGUCUUGGUGUACAAAGAUCACUACAACCAGCACGAGGCUGCUACUUACCCUCACCUCCCCUAGGGCAGGAAAAAGAACCCUGCAUGACAGUAUUUCAAAAAACCAAGUAAAUCGUAUUAAGUACAAGAAAUUAGUGCAAACUUUCCCCCCUUAAGUUGAAAGGGGGGAAAACUGUUCAAAGUGAUGUAAUGAUUAUCUGUGCCUCAGUGUACCCAUAAGUUUACUUUUAUAGGUCUUUUACUGCUAGGGAUGUAGCUCAGAGGACUUAGCAUACAGGAGGUCCUCAGUUUGAUCCUCAGCAAUUCCCAAAAAAAAAUAGAAUUGAAAAUACCGAUAUUUACCUUGUGGGUAGGGGCAAGUCAGGAGAGUCCAAAAAACUGAAAUGAAAGUUAAAGUUCUUAUUCUGGAUGUUCCUACCUUCCAUCAGGUGAUCAGAAGACAAGUAGGCUGUGAUCUUGAAUCCAGAGCAAAUUUUCAGGUAAACCAAUUUCUAAGGGGAGGUCCUGAACUUGGAGAGAAGGAAGGUAGAAGGAGGAGUAUAAGCCCCAAGGGAAGAAGACCUCAGAACCAAUUCUUGAUAUGGGGAGGGAGUGUGGCCUUCAUGUAAUGGGCAGCAUAUUUUCAUACUCAUGCACAGAUACACUUAAUCAUGAGACACAAAUCCCCUAUUUCUCUUUAGUUAUCUGUCCAUUCAGCAGAAUGGUGCUAUUGAAAAAUGGUGCUAAUAUCUAGAUGGUGGCAGAACUAAUAUAAAUAAAUAGUCAUACAAAUGGAUAGGAGUAUGUGAGACUACUUCCACAGGGACAUCUUCUGAUAAGUGUGGAAUGGGUGUUGCUGGUCAAUGCCAAUUCUAUUGCUUAGAUACCAUGAACUUCACAGUUUAUACUAUUUGCUUUUUACUUUUCUUCAAGCCAUUAGUGUAUAUUAUUCUGAUAAACUCCUGUGGAAAAUAAAACACUAUACUUGGGUUGAAAUUCAGGAUAGAACAGAACCAGGAGGAAAGUAAAAGUGUUUUCCUAAAGCCAAGGAAUUUAUUUCUAGGUAAAUACUAUGUUCUUGCAUUCUCUGUCUUUUAAACAUUUUAAACAUU